AUGGUCAUACUCACCAGGAAUACCUCGUCAGCUGGUGUGAAGAGGAAGCUAUCGGUGAAGGAGGCGCUGAAGGACCCAGUGACUCUUAAGGAUUUACUGAUGAGGCCCGGAACUUUCAGGUAUAGGUUGGUCCGACCAGCAGACGGCGAGUGGGGCUCCAAGAAGCCUAGUGGGAGGUGGAGCGGAAUGGUCGGGCAAGUCUAUUAUCAGGAAACCGACAUCGCCCUGGGCCCACACGACCUCACCGAAAUCCGGAAAACGGCCAUCGAUUACACCACCCCGAUAUUCAAUGACGCCCGCAAGUUCGUUGUGGGUCAAAGUCGAGCGGAAGUGGAUCCUUGGGGGUUCUUGUUACCUUUGACCCCGCUGGUCUGGGUGGGGACGCUGGUGUCUUUGCUUAUCGUGGGAUUCAUCACAACAGCCAUAGCAGAAAAUUACAAAGGCGAGCCACUGAUGGCGUACGCUACUGCUGUGUUUUUCCACACCUACAGGAUAAUCAUCGUUCAAGGCAUGACAAUGAAACUGGAAAAAGUAUCCGAAAGAACUAUGGUGCUUUCGUGGAUAUUUGGCGCGAUGAUCAUCUGCUGGAGUUACAGUACGAACCUGAUGUCUCUCUUGGCUGUGAGGUACGCCCCCAGACCCAUACAGUCGAUCCAGGAUUUGCUGGACAACGAUAAGAUGACCGUUAUCUUCACUCCCAACACAGCUCUGACGGACUACAUCGAAAACGUAGAGAGUGGCUUACUACGCGAUAUAGUAAACCUGCGCUUAGUCGGCCGAUACAAAGACAUCCACUUCACAGAAUUCCCCAAAGUCCUGGGGACCCUCGUCCUGAGAGGAGAUCACGUCAUUGCCACAGACACCACAGACGGAACGCGCCUCAUCGCCAAUUACUUCUCGCAAUUUGGCUCUUGUAAUUUUUACAUGGCUAGAGAAGCCUUUGUCCCUUUCGUGAUGGGAAUGAUUGGACAGCAAGGUAGUCCUUUAGUGGAAGCCCUCACUCACAGGAUCGGGGCAAUCGUGGCAGGUGGGAUGUAUCGCCAAUGGCUCGACUCAAAUUUUGCGAAUUCCUCUUCGUGUCGUCAUAUGCCUUCUAGAUUUACUGUGAGAGAACCUUUGGCCAUGAUUAAUAUCUGGGGACUGUUCGUUUUGCUCGCAAGUGGACUUCUCGUCGCUGGACUCAUCUUUCUGCUGGAACUGUUCUUUGCGAACGUGUCUGGUGUAGUAGACAUAUCGGCAAUUACGGCACCAGUUUUUGGCAGGCGAGAGAUGUAG
Macrobrachium nipponense is the source of this 1275-nucleotide messenger RNA. RefSeq names its product probable glutamate receptor. Gene Ontology annotation, cellular component: membrane. Lineage: Eukaryota; Metazoa; Arthropoda; Malacostraca; Decapoda; Palaemonidae. Gene Ontology annotation, molecular function: ligand-gated monoatomic ion channel activity. The transcript is spliced from 9 exons. The record is from RefSeq and is a predicted model, not a curated record. The coding region runs from base 1 to 1275 and encodes 424 amino acids.